UUAUUUCUCGUUGAAACCUGUUGAUGGCUUUUUGUUUAUUCUGAUUGUGAUUAACUAAUUGUUUGUUUAAAGUUUGAAUCUUAUUUUUGUUCCUUUUAAGAAUAAAUGAGUUUUUUCAAGAAAUUUUAUCUUCCUUCAUCUAAAACUUUGAGUGAGAAUGGAGAUUGUGAUUCCAAUCGUGAUAUUUACUCUUCUUUCAAACGGACCUAUUUGAGUCCAACUCUAUUUGUUGAUUCAUCGGCUGCAAAUGAUUAUGUUUGUAAAAUUUGUCAUUUUAUGGCCGUUGAUCCAUUGGAACAUGUACCUGGACCCAAUGUCACCUGUUCUAAUAUUUUCUGUCUCCCUUGUGUCAAAACCUAUUCCACUUCUGGUUUAGCCUCUUGUCCAGCCGAAGGAUGUUUAACAAGUGGUUUUGAUUGGUCAUCUCUUCGUGAAUUGGGAACCAGAGAGAUCGCUCGUUUAUCAAAUUUAAUGCUCAAUUGUGAAUUUAAAUGUUCUCAAGUUAUUCCAUAUCGAGACUAUUGGACCCACCGAGAAAAAUGUCUCGCUAAUCCUGAUAAUUUUUGCGAAAUUUGUGAUUCCCAGAAAACACUUGACAAUCACAAUUGUCGAGAAACAUUCAAUCAACUGAAGAAAAGGAACAAGAGUCUCGAUGAAGAAAAUCACCAACUAAAAGUCGAAAACAAUAAUUUACGAAGAGAAUUAAGACUUUUCACAUCUCAGACUUCAAGACAGAUCACUCAAGAGAAGUGGGAGAAACGGGUGUCAUCUCUGAAGAAGGAAAUUCAUUCUCUGAGAAAUUCAAUCGAUGGAAGUGGUUCGUUGAAACAACCUAAAAGUGAUUUCAAUUUUAACAAAGAUAUUUUCAGAUCGAAUCGUCACCAAUUGGCCUCAUCAUCUUCAAUGUUAAAGCCUCAAUCUCUUGAAAAUUACACGUUCAAUCAACCAUCUCGAUUAGAUCCAGUCACUCCGAUGGUGAGUAGAAACACCAUUUUGGACUCACCAGGAAGCUCAAAAAUCACUUUACGCUCAUCUUCAAGUCUAUCAGACUACAGAUCACAUCCUUAUUGUUAAACUAUUGUUAUUGUUUCUUUCAUUUAAUUUAUGUUCUAUUUUCAUGAUUAAUAAUCAAACUUAUUCCUCUUGACUGAUAUUUGAUAAUUAAAGGUAUUAAUCAAUUAUCAAAACUUUACGAACUGAUUAAAUCAACCUAAUCAUUGACCAAUAAACAAUUCACUUUUUGAAAAA
Panonychus citri (citrus red mite) is the source of this 1248-nucleotide messenger RNA. RefSeq lists its product as uncharacterized. The transcript has 2 exons. The record is from RefSeq and is a predicted model, not a curated record. NCBI's taxonomy places the organism in Eukaryota, Metazoa, Arthropoda, Arachnida, Trombidiformes, Tetranychidae. The coding region runs from base 106 to 1074 and encodes 322 amino acids.